AUGGUCAUGGUGAAACGGCGACAUAUCAUCGAUGAGGUAGCUCGUUCUCUGCAGAUUAGUCAUGGGUCUGCCAAUCAAAUCAUCCACGAUGAGCUCGGUUUCCAUAAAGUCUGUGCAAGAUGGGUGCCAAGAGAACUAAGUGAAGAGUACAAGCGCAAACGUCUAGGGGUCUGCCAACGUUUACUCGAUCGCUACGACAGUGAGGGCGAGGAAUGUUUGAGCAGAAUAGUCACAGGAGAUGAAAAGUGCGUCCAUCAUCAUGAGGGAGAAUCUAAAGGACAGAGUAUGGAGUGGAAACAUCCUGGUUCGCCAACGACGAAGAUAUUCAAAACUCAGUCUUUCGCGGGAAGGGUGAUGCUACGCCUUUUUUUGGACUCAAAAGGAUCUGUACUGGAAGACCACCUGGAAAGGGGUGUACGAUCAGCAGUGCAAGGUACAAUGCUUUGCUGGCCAAUAAACUGA
Octopus sinensis (East Asian common octopus) is the source of this 462-nucleotide messenger RNA. RefSeq lists its product as uncharacterized. Gene Ontology annotation, molecular function: nucleic acid binding. The transcript has a single exon. The record is from RefSeq and is a predicted model, not a curated record. Bases 1 to 462 code for a protein of 153 amino acids. NCBI's taxonomy places the organism in Eukaryota, Metazoa, Mollusca, Cephalopoda, Octopoda, Octopodidae.